AAAAAUCUUUGAACACACUCAUCGUUCCCUCAUUACCAUCCCUGGAUCUGUCAACUAUUUGCAACUGUCAAAAUCACUUGUUUUGUGCGAAAAACUGUCAUCGAAAAAUAAAUAAAGACCCUAUCCAAUGGACGAUGAUGAUAACGUCCAUCGAUUAGAAGGCACUGCCCCAACCAAAGGUGGCCUCGUACUAAAAAAAGCAAAAGAUAAAGACGAACACUCCUUCAAAAUACCAAAACCAUCAAUUCUUGGAUUGGACAAAUUGGCGGCACAACGUCGCAAAGAACGCGAAGAUUCCCAACGUUUAAUAUCAUUUAAAGACAACGAUUAUGAUGACAAAGAUGGUAGUCAAACACCAGGUAGUAGUAAAGAUUUUGCUUUCAAAACUCCCGACACAAAUAGUUUUCACAAAUUGAGUCGUCAGUUGAGGGAGGCGAAAGAUGAAACUCCAUCGCAUACUGGAGGUGUGUCAGACCUAGCUCGAGAUCGUUUGAGGGAACACAUUAAACGAGAUCGCACCAAAGGAGUUUAUUAUUCAUCUAAAGACAAGGAACGUGGUAGUGAUCGGUCGCCUAGACGAAGCGGCGACCGGGAUCGAGAUCGUGACCGCGAUCGAGAUCGUCGUGAUCGUCGGCGUCAUGAUCGCGAUGGCAGACGUGACCGUGAUCGUGAAAGAAGCAGUAGAAGUCGAGAUGAAGGCUAUUCGGAUCGACACAAACGGGAACCAGAUUCUUCGCGGAGUAUCAACACGCCGCGAUUCAAAGAUGAACCACGAACACCGUCGGGAAGUUCGGUUGCCAAUAGUUCAUGGGAUGAUGACGAUGAGCGAAGUGGACAGGCAAAGAAGUCAUCUUGGGAUUUCCCAACACCAAGGUCGUAUGUUAGUGAUCGACCAGAUUGGUCAUCGCGACGCAGUAAUCGACAAGACGAAACACCGCGUCCAACUCCAGCUCACAAAUUCAAUUCGUGGGCAAAUGAUAGGAAGAAGUCUGGAGCUACUCCAGCUACUGGGCGUAGUACUCGUCAGCCAUGGGGAGACACUGAAGAAGAUCGUGAUUUGUGGGAAGAAGAGCAACGUCGUCUUGAUCGGGAAUGGUAUAAUAUCGAUGAAGGAUAUGAUGAUGAGAAUAAUCCAUUUGCUGGACCUAAUGCAGAAUAUUUUAGAAAACGUGAAGAAAUUCUUGAACAGAAGCGUACAAAACGUAUCAGCGCUCAGCAACGUCAGAUCAACAAAGACAAUGAACUGUGGGAAAGAAAUCGUAUGCUCACAUCCGGUGUAGUUAUGUCUAUCAACGUAAACGAAGAUUUCGAUGAGGAAGCCGUCGAAAGAGUCCAUUUACUGGUACAUCAUAUUGUUCCACCAUUUUUGGAUGGUCGUAUAGUGUUCACAAAACAGCCAGAGCCUGUGAUUCCUGUAAAAGAUCCAACAUCUGAUAUGGCUUUGAUAGCUCGCAAAGGUAGUGGCCUUGUUCGAGUAUAUCGUGAGCAAAAAGAACGCAAAAAAGCCCAAAAGAAACAUUGGGAACUCGGUGGAACAAAGCUAGGAAACAUUAUGGGCAUUGAAAAGAAAAACGAAGGUGAAGAUUCUAAAUUUGAUCAAGAAUCCGAUACUGCAGAUUAUAAACGUGAUCAAAAGUUUGCUGAACACAUGAAAGAUUCAGAUAGUGGCGGAAAGAGUGACUUCUCGCGUAAGAAAACCAUUUAUGAACAAAGACGCUUUUUGCCAGUGUUUGCUGUGCGGCAAGAACUCUUGAAUGUUAUUCGUGAGAAUUCGGUGGUUAUUAUUGUGGGAGAGACUGGCAGUGGUAAGACUACUCAGCUUACCCAGUAUUUACAUGAAGAUGGUUAUAGUAAUUUCGGCAUGAUUGGCUGUACUCAGCCAAGAAGAGUGGCAGCUAUGUCUGUGGCAAAGCGUGUUUCUGAUGAAAUGGGUACACGAUUAGGUGAAGAAAUUGGCUAUGCUAUUCGUUUUGAAGAUUGCACAACCGAAAAAACAGUCAUUAAAUACAUGACUGACGGUAUUUUGCUUCGAGAGAGUUUAAGAGAUCCUGAUUUGGACGGUUAUUCGGCAAUUAUAAUGGACGAGGCUCACGAAAGAUCGCUAUCGACUGAUGUACUCUUUGGACUAUUGCGUGAGAUUGUUGCCAGAAGACAUGAUCUCAAACUCAUCGUCACCUCAGCCACUAUGGAUUCGACAAAGUUUGCCACAUUCUUUGGUAAUGUCCCAACUUUCACCAUACCCGGUCGAACAUUCCCCGUCGACACGUUAUUUAGUAAAAACACAUGCGAAGAUUAUGUCGAAUCUGCCGUUAAACAGGCUCUUCAAAUUCAUUUGACACCAACCGAAGGUGAUAUGCUGAUAUUUAUGCCUGGUCAAGAAGACAUUGAAGUAACAUGCGAAGUAUUGGCCGAACGUUUAGUUGAAAUUGAUAAUGCUCCAGAACUAUCUAUACUUCCCAUAUACUCACAACUGCCAUCCGAUUUGCAAGCGAAAAUUUUCCAAAGGUCACCCGAAGGCUUACGAAAAUGUGUUGUAGCAACAAAUAUUGCUGAAACAUCACUUACCGUUGAUGGUAUUAUAUUUGUCAUCGAUUCUGGUUAUUGUAAGCUAAAGGUUUACAAUCCACGUAUUGGUAUGGAUGCCUUGCAAAUAUAUCCAAUAUCCCAAGCAAAUGCUAAUCAAAGAUCUGGUCGUGCUGGACGUACUGGACCUGGACAAGCAUUUCGAUUGUAUACUCAAAGACAAUAUAAAGAGGAGUUAUUACCUCUGACUGUACCCGAAAUACAAAGGACCAAUUUAGCUAAUACUGUGCUUUUAUUGAAAUCACUUGGUGUGGUUGAUUUAUUACAAUUUCAUUUUAUGGAUCCACCACCACAAGAUAAUAUUUUGAACUCAUUGUAUCAAUUGUGGAUUUUGGGAGCUCUGGAUCAUACGGGAGCUUUGACACCACUUGGUAGACAAAUGGCUGAGUUUCCAUUGGAUCCACCUCAGUGUCAAAUGCUAAUUGUAUCCUGCCAAAUGGAAUGCAGUGCUGAAGUUUUAAUAAUAGUCUCGAUGUUAUCUGUUCCAUCUAUAUUCUAUCGACCUAAGGGAAGAGAAGAAGAAGCUGAUGGUGUGAGGGAAAAAUUCCAAGUUCCAGAAUCCGACCAUCUAACAUACCUAAAUGUUUAUUUACAAUGGAAACAAAAUAAUUACAAUGCAAACUGGUGCAAUGAGCAUUUUAUUCACGUCAAGGCAAUGCGUAAAGUUCGUGAAGUUCGGCAGCAAUUGAAAGACAUUCUCGUUCAGCAAAAACUCAACGUAAAAUCAUGUGGUUCUGAUUGGGAUAUUGUAAGGAAAUGCAUUUGUUCAGCUUAUUUUUAUCAAGCUGCACGACUUAAAGGUAUUGGAGAGUAUGUCAAUCUGAGAACCGGAAUGCCAUGUCAUCUUCAUCCAACGUCAGCUCUUUAUGGACUUGGUACAACUCCUGAUUAUGUUGUUUACCAUGAACUCGUAAUGACUGCCAAAGAAUAUAUGCAAUGUGCGACGGCUGUCGAUGGCUAUUGGCUAGCUGAAUUAGGUCCUAUGUUCUUUUCGGUUAAAGAAACUGGUCGUAGUGGACGUGAGAAGAAGAAACAAGCUGCCGAACAUCUUAAAGAAAUGGAAACACAAAUGCAAAUGGCUCAGGAACAAAUGGAAGAGCAGAAAAUUCAAGCUGCCCAACGAGAGGAGGCGCUCAUACCGAAACAGGAGAUUGUUACUCCGGGACAGACACCACGGCGAACACCGUCACGUAUUGGUUUAUAAAUAUUUUUUUUUUUUUGUUUUUAUUUUUUUUGUUCAAAGAAUUGAUUUUUAGAAAAAUAAGAAUAAACGUAUGAACUGUUGUUAUACGAAAAAAAUAUUUUUUUGUUGAAAAUAAAAAUAAUUUUCCGAAUUUUUUGAAUGUUUGAA
Episyrphus balteatus (marmalade hoverfly) is the source of this 3934-nucleotide messenger RNA. Its product is annotated as pre-mRNA-splicing factor ATP-dependent RNA helicase PRP16. The transcript is spliced from 8 exons. Gene Ontology annotation, molecular function: ATP binding; RNA binding. Bases 128 to 3787 code for a protein of 1219 amino acids. Lineage: Eukaryota; Metazoa; Arthropoda; Insecta; Diptera; Syrphidae. The record is from RefSeq and is a predicted model, not a curated record. Gene Ontology annotation, biological process: mRNA splicing, via spliceosome. Gene Ontology annotation, cellular component: spliceosomal complex; intracellular anatomical structure.